Harmonia axyridis is the source of this 6240-nucleotide messenger RNA. RefSeq lists its product as uncharacterized. The record is from RefSeq and is a predicted model, not a curated record. NCBI's taxonomy places the organism in Eukaryota, Metazoa, Arthropoda, Insecta, Coleoptera, Coccinellidae. The transcript is spliced from 7 exons. The coding region runs from base 748 to 1728 and encodes 326 amino acids.
UCGAUCAGAGCAUGCAUGUUCCCAUCACGUUGCCCUCGAGUGGAGCUCUGGAUGAAAGAUAGCGAUCCGAUAAACCAUGAAAACGCUUCGUUAUUCAGCAGCUGAUGCAUAAAGCGUUUUCUGAUCCGUAUACGUUGGCCGCAAAAUGCAAUAAUGCGGCCAUCUGAUGGCAUAAGCUUAGAAACCUUGACCCGAGGUGUUACAGGGUCAGGAGCAGACCAUAUAGACGACGGCGGACGACGCCAGUUCUACAGUUCUUCGGUAGUAGCGUGCGCCGGGACGUUCAGCGUCGCGCGUACAAGCCUAGCCGUCCGAAGCGCCAGUUAACUGUUGCUCGCGACGUCGAAACGCUCAGCAGGAAAGCGAAGAAGUUCCGGUUUUUAAGGUUCGCGCGAUUAAGUGUGCUGAAGUUCGCGUUUAGACGCAAAAAAAUUGGGUUUCUUCGAUUUCGGUUUGUGGUGCUUGAGCUGAACUUUGAGGUGGAUAGUUGUUGAGUUUGGGAUGUGUACCGGAUGGAUUUUUGGUUUUUGUGAAAGGAAUCGAGUAUGGUCCCAACAAGGACUAUGUGAAUCUGCUUGGUAUCUGAGAUUAACCCUUAUAAUCUUCAUAAAUGAUAAUCAAAGCAAGGAUGAUUAAUAUGCUGAUGAGAUCACGUGAAAUAUUCAUAGUUCAUCGAAUAGAAUAAGCAGGAAUUGGUGACUAAGUUCGGCUGACAGCUUUUUGGAAGAGGAAUGCUUUUCAUAAAAAAUGCAGGAUCUAGAGGAAAGAACUAUCUACGACUAUGGUGAUAGCACACCCAGAUCAGGAAGAAAGAAAUCAUUGAGGGAACUGGGCUUGAAACGCAUCUGGUCAGCAGUGCGAUCCUCCAAUAGCAGUUCCAGUUCAACCUGCGAUCAUGACGCCAACGAAACUCCUUUGGAGGGUGCGAAGGUCGCCCCCAACUGUUCGCUUCCGCUCCUACAGGUAUGGCCCAGCAGCGAUUCACCCCGUGGCGAGGCCGACGGCCAGAGUUUCGUGUUCCCCGUCUGUGCCGAGGAUGCCACCUCGCCAACCUCGACCUGCGGGGAGAUAAAUCACCACAACGAUUCAGGCAUUGAAUCGAUACAGGCAUCACCCUUACCCGCUUGUACAUCGACGACACCAGUACCUUCCCCAACGCCCAGUAUAAGAAGGCCUAGUACCUCUUUGCUCCAUCCAGACCACGCCAGAUUCCUCAGGCUCCAUCCACUGGUAUCUCCAGAGCAUACGUCGACAGAAGAUAUUUCGGACGGCCACAACCACCUAUCACCAUCGUCUUCAACGAAUUCUUCCUUGAAUUCUGUCGCAGCUGCUGCAAAUACGGCAGCUGUUCAUAUGACAGGGGCAAGGCACAGUGAUCCUCUGGAUUUUGGUAGACGAAGAUCAUCAACGAUGACAGCAAGGUACUCCCUCUUUGACGCCUUAGAUCUAGAAUACGCCCUUCUAAGAGCAGCCGCAAGGGGCAGUGUGGGGCCUUACUCUUUAAGCGAAAGUCUCCACAAGCUGACCUUCACCCAGAGUCUGGCUUUUCCCGCCCUAGCUCGAGGGUUGGCAGGAAAGAGACGAAGAUCCUACCAGAGCAGCAAUACAAGGCCUCUCAACUCAGCAGAAGGAGGCCUCAACGCUUUCGCGAAAGUUGUGACUGCCCUUGUUCUUGUACUUGUUAGUGUUUUGGUGUUUGCGGUUGUGUACAAGUUCGUGAGAACAUGAGGGUUGCUUCUUGCCCCUGGAGGGGCAAGAAACCCGAGGUUUACUCUGAGGAACGCCACAAGUAAACAUUUCACAGCGGGAAAUCACGGCUAGCAGAUAUGUAGACUUGUAGCUAGGCAGUGAACUGUUAUUUCGCGAUGAAACUGCUUUUUUCUUUGGGUUGACUCGGUCUUUACUUGAUGGAAAUUCAUUUGAAUCGAAAUUUAAAAACACUCAAUAUUAUUUCAGUUAUAUAAAUAACAAUUCGCUACAAAGUAGCUUCUUCAGAUUUUACAUUUUGAAUAACUAUUAUUCAAAGUGUAAAAUCGAAGUUACUGAGAAGCGAAUCGUUAUUUGAAUAAUUGAAAUGUGGAAAAUAACUGUUAUUUAAUUUCGCUUUUUUGUUGGUUAUAUAGAAGAUUUUCAUGGGGAUUGAUGCAUAAUUAUUAGUUAUUCUAGCGGUUGAAUCGAGAAACAUCGAAUAUGUUAUAACUCAAUUGUUAAGAUACAUCUUCAAUGCAUUCUCGUGAUUUAUUGUGUUCGAAGAGUUCAAAUCAAACCAGUUUCUCAGUAUUAUCAAUGAAAUGUGAAUGCUAGAAACAUGUCAUUGAAUUUUUGACGUAGGUACAUACUUCAUCGUUUGAAUAUUUACGUGACUCAAGAAAAAAAAAGUUACAAUAUGACUGUAGUUGAUUGAGUAUAAAUUCAUCUGACUAUUGGUAAAUGCUGGAGCAAAAAAGGGAGUUCUUUGAAUUUGAUUGCUAGAAGUUGAAUCACUAUACUAGGUGUCCCAAGUUAUCGUAAACAGGCAAUAUCUAGCUCAUUUGACAUGACAAUGACAAAAUAAGAAAAAUUGCUUUGAAUAACAUCAAUGUACCUUUCCAAUGAUGUAUAAAAAAGAUUCUUACAUUUGACAGCCAUGUGGUAGCUACCCCUCACUUUUUAUUUGAAAAUGGCACCUCCUGUAUAUUGUCAGAGUAAAUUGCGUGUUAUUCUAUUUGGAAUACAACGAAAGCACAUACUUGGUAUUUUUUCAGUAAUAACAACAAAAAUAUUAAUAUUUUGUGACUUCUUUCAAGUUUAUUCAAACUGCGAUAUAGAUUAAUUUUUCGUUUUAAAAAACCGAUGUUUUUUAUAACAAAAAACUUACUCUGUUGUUAUACAAUUCAUUUUUUUUAUUUUUUAUUAUCUUGUCAAAUUAGUCAGAUAUUGCCUGUAUAAGAUAACUUGGCACACCCGAUAUGUGUGCUGUGGUUUUAUAAUCCAGCUGAAUUCAAUCUUAAUCAAAACAAUAAACUUUUUAUGACUUGUUACUGAAAAUCAAUGUGAUGAAAUAAAGGGUGUUACCAAAUAGGUGCGAACAUUUUCUGGGGCUGAAUUUUUGUGGAAUAGUAAAUGAUGUCUUUCAUGCAAACAGAAUAAAGCUCUUAGGACUUUUUUCGAAAAGUUACACGAUUCAUAUCAUAUUUAUUUCUUGAAAAAGUUUCGCAAUGAAUUAUUCUUUCGGCACGUAUUAUUGAAUUGGUUAAUUCUGUUUUGUUGUGAGGUCCUAAUAAAAAAUGGGUGCUUCACAUGUUUGAAAGAUGACAACAUCCUUGGAUGGCCUGAAAUAUUUGAUUCAGGAAAGAGACCCCUUUAAAUUUUGACAAGGAUUCACUUUCUCAGAACAUAUUUGGUAACAGCCUAUAUACAAGUCAACAGUUACAAUUUCAAAUGAAUGAAGAUUUAGACGUAGUUUCAUUUCUAUAACUCCUCUUUUUUUUUUGUGUUUCUUUCGUUAGAAUUCAUUGGAUACGAUCUCGAUCGAUUUGUAAUUAGGUCAAACUAAAUCAAUUAUGCGGUAACUAGAUAAAUUGAAUGCAGAUAAGAUACGUUACAAAUUAGUCACAUGACAUUACCUUAUUACUGCAAACACAAGCUAGGCAUUUCGAUUGAAAUGUCUCUAACAUUAACAACUUUAGUGAAUUGGAAUAUAACACGAAUGUCAAUCGCUCAAUUUGAUAAUGCAGCUUAAAACUUUUGUAGGCCAAAUAGAAAGUUCAGAUAUAAUCGAAAUUUAAUUAUAACACUUUUUUCAUUUUGUUCUUCCAAUGUUUGUUGUAUUAGUCGCACGUGAUAUUAGUAGUUGAUUCAUCAUUGAUGUUAUCUUUGAGUGGACAAGCUUUUUACAUCUUUUUUUCAGUUGCUAAUUUCAAAUUUGAUUUGGGAGACUGAUUCAUAAAUCAGAGAAUGGCUCAGUGAACACUAUACCAGGAUGAAUAGGCCACUAAGGUAACGAAGAGUUAACUCCUGGGUGUCUCCCAGUUGCGUGGCUAUCGAGGCCUCCAAGAUUUGAUUACUGUAUUUGUUGUUAAGUUAUGCUUCCCUCCAAUGAUAUUCCACGAAUUGAAUGAAGAUGGCGUUCACCUUAUUUUACUUAUGAUCCAUUGUUGAGUAAGUGUAUAAAAUGCAUCGAAGUUGAUUGUCAGGAUAAUAUUUCUCCAUUUUCUCCUGUUAUUGGUGUGUUUCAACAAUGCGAUUCCUUUCGAAAAUGAGUUCAAAAGAUAUUACAUCUAGGGAACAACAUGGCUCCAUUUGAUUGAAAUAGUAUCCACAGAAAUUUCCUAUCUGAGUCAACUUUCAAUUGAUCGAUGUUUCCCAAGUUCACCGUGAAAAAGUAAACCCAAUUCCUGAGAUGUAUGUGCGGUCAUUGUUGUGAUGGAGAGACCAAUUAUAGUGGCCACAGUCGUUGAGUUAGAUUUCCGACAUUUCUCUUACGUAUUUUCCUCAAUCUCGCUCUCCAGCAGUUUUGCUGACGGCACUGACACAAUUCAAACUGUUCCUUCGAUGUUCAGAACCAUUCUCAAAAAAAAAAAAUUAACAAUGAUUUGAAUUCGCUGCAGAUAUGAAUCCAAUUUAUCAGAACACAUAGUGUUCCUCUGAUUCCUGUCAGCUAUAAGCUUUUGAGAGAUAGAAAAAUAUUAACAAACAAACAAACUUAUGUUUCCACAUAAUACGAAGUGAAUCAAAAGUAAAUCAAAAGUAGAGCAAAUAACUCUCAAACGAACAGAAGCUCCCUAAGAUAUAUUUCUUCUAUUAGCCCCUUUCCGAAUCAUCAGAUGUGGCCUCUCAGCAACUUUCAACACUGAUGCUUUGAACCGUGAGACAUAUCCAUACUGUUGAUUUUUCUGCAAAGAUGUAUCUCAUCAAUCUCCACGAAUGUAGCGAUUCACUUUCACAUACAUAAUGCCCAAAGUUUGAAAUUCAUUAAUCACUUUAAGGAUGUCAUUAUCUGAAUUGCCACCUUUGCUCCGUGUCAAAUAUGAUAUAUUAUGAAAUCAGAUGAAAUUCUGAUGUGAUAAAUUUUUUUUUUCAGUGGAUUUCGCUCAGAAAAAUAAGAAUUCUAUUUCAUAAAUGUAAUACUGAAAUGAUUGAUAUCAUAAGAUUUGAAUUGCUGUAUUUUAGAAAUUAUAAAAUGAUAUUCUAAAAUUUGAAAACAGGUAAUUUUUAUGGUUGUGAAAGAUACUUGAGUAUUGCGUUACCUACCCAUGUUUAAAAGAACACGUAGCUUAAAUCUUUUUGUACAUUAUACUAUAAGGAAUCCUCAUUAGUAGUGAUGCACAUUUUAAAAGUCAACGGCUUUCUCUGUGGAGAUGAUAACAUAAUUGAGUGUAAUAAAUAAAUAUUUCAUUUUGGAAUGAAAAUUAUAUCUUCUCUAUUGAGAGAUUAUUCUCUCCCUAUUCUUACUGAUACCUGUCGAAUAUAUUUUUAUAAAAUAUUGUUGAAUGUUUUGUCUUUCACCAAAAGUUUUUCGGAUUGUAGUUUUUUGUAUAGGUAUAUUGAAGCAUUAUCUGCAACCACGGCCUAUGUACUCCAGUUUGUGAAUCUCCUAUAAAUGUAAAAAUAUUGGGUCUAAAAGGAGAUUAGUUGUAAAUAAAAUGUAGUACUAUAUUUUCUCAGCUUGAAACAUAUAUCAGACGUUGUUGGAGUGUUAAUAAUGUUACUGUUACACUUUGGAGUUAAUCCUGUAGUUUUCUUACGAAAGAAGUCAAAGGAAAAGACGGCUAAUUAUUAAUCAGACUUAUCGUCAAGCAUGUUCCAACCAACAUGAUUAUAAAUAUUGUGCUUUCAAGAGUUUCAAGAGGAAUUUACUAUGAAUCAAUUUUACAUGGAGUCGGUCUUAACUUGAUGGAGAUUUAUUUGAAUUGAAAUUGGAGGACAGUUAUUGUAUUCCCAAUUUUUAAUCAUAAUAACAAUUGUUUCGGUAUAGAGAAGCUAAAAUUUGAAUAAGCCUUGUGUAGCGAAUCAAUUGUGAUUUAUUCAAUCGAAAUUGGGAGUAAAAUGACUUGAAUUCAAGUAUUUACGAAAAUUUUUCAUAUUGUAUAGAAUUUGUUAGAACCCCUUUUCUUUGAGAGAAUCGAAUAAGUUUAUUGGAUAUUUGAAUGAUUUCUUUUGAUAUGAAAUGAAUCUUUUUACUCGCCUUUUUUCUGGCAUCUCGAACAUUGUUUCGUGAAUUCCUGAAGCAAUUUUUUCAAUAAAAACCUUGUGAAAGCA